Theobroma cacao (cacao) is the source of this 775-nucleotide messenger RNA. Lineage: Eukaryota; Viridiplantae; Streptophyta; Magnoliopsida; Malvales; Malvaceae. The record is from RefSeq and is a predicted model, not a curated record.
AGAGAGAUCAAGCUAGUAGCACAUGCAUUGAGGAAAACGGAUCAAAUGGCAGUUGAGGGUUUGCUUGAGAAGAACCUACCUCCGGACAUUCUUGAUGAUCGUUCUCAAAAAAAAGUAAGGAGGUGUGAUUUGGGAAUUGCUGCAUCUUCUUUGGGUGAUUUGGGAAUUGCUCAUGACAAUCCAUCUUCCAAAGAUGUGCUUAUGGCCUCUGAUGGUGAAGCUUUCUUUUCUGAUGAUAACAUGGAGUCGAAUAAUAAGGGCUUUUUUGAGAAAGAAUCUAUUGAUGGAUCUGAAGGAAAGAAUGUCGAUUUGGAGAUGGAAAAUUUUGAUGAAUUUCGAGUCGAAAUAGUGGAUGGGGUACCAUCUAUCACGAUCUCUAACAGGAAACACGAGAAACUGUCGAGACGCUGGCAGAGGUCAGUCGUAGUGAGACUUCAUGGAUCACCAUUAUCAUAUAGACUUUUGUGCAGAAAAAUAGAGACUUUGUGCAGACCAAAAGGGAGAUUCACAAUUAUGGAUCUAGAUGAAGUUAAUUUUCUUGUGAAGUCUUCUAAAGAGGGUGAUUACCUUAAGGCUUUGCUAGAGAGGCCUUGGACGAUCUAGGGCAUUAUUUAAUGGUGAGUCCAUGGUCUCCAUCUUGCUUCCGUGAAAACCAAGAUUUGUUGGCCGUGGCAACGUCGGUUUGCUUUCAGGAAGUGGUUCGUUCAUUUUGAAAGAAGCAAGGGAACUUAGGUUGGAUGAUGUUAAAGAUUGAUCUUGAGAACGCUUAUGACCA